CAUUUAUUUCUUCUUAUUUACCGGCAUUUUUUGAAGAAAUAUACGUUUUUAAUACCCUUAAAUAAGUACAAAGAGCUUUUCACAAGUAUUCCACUCUUUUUUUUGUCUCUAAGUAUACUUAAAGAUAUUUUAUCAUGAUUAUCAAGUCAGGAAAGUGAAAAUAUCUAUGGUAUUUCUGUAAGGGAUGAAACUUUAGGGUACACCACCCCUUGUAGGGAACAAAACAAUGUUCAAGAAAUUACUACAGCGCUGCUUUUUUAUUGUUACUAUUCUAUGUUAUUGCAAGACUGAAGGUGGAAUUCUGGUGAAGAGGAGUACAGAUAAUUCGGUACAUGGAUAUUUAACAGAGAGGACUUGUUGGUGGAACGAGGUAUGCAAAGAAGAGUUCCAGAGCCUGUUCCGUUGUAAGUGUCCAGAGUGGAACUUCUGUAGGUCUCCGGGAAGGUACUACAAUGCUGUCUGCUCCAUGACGAAUACUGGGUAUAUCUGGACACAGCCUGGACUAAGACAAUCCUAGAGUAUUUCUUCGAAAUUAUACUAAAUUUUCAUAUACUUAAUUACCAAUAAGUAUAUUGAUUUCUUAAUCAAGAUGGUUGAGGUGUUUUACCUGUCAUUUGUAAUAAUAUUUUUCGUAAAACAUGUCUUUUUUUAUUAAUAUCAUGUGAGAAAUGUUGUAAGAAA
Sitophilus oryzae (rice weevil) is the source of this 681-nucleotide messenger RNA. RefSeq lists its product as uncharacterized. Bases 227 to 517 code for a protein of 96 amino acids. The record is from RefSeq and is a predicted model, not a curated record. The transcript is spliced from 3 exons. Lineage: Eukaryota; Metazoa; Arthropoda; Insecta; Coleoptera; Curculionidae.